AAGUGGUCCGCCAAGAAGGUCAAGGACAAGGCUAACAACAUGGUUGUCCUCGACAAGCCUACCUACGAACGUCUCUUCAAGGAAGUCCCUACCUACAAGCUCAUCUCCCAAUCUGUGUUGGUCGAUCGUCUUCGCUUGAACGGUUCGCUCGCUCGUGUUGCUAUCCGUGAGCUCGAGGCCCAGGGUCUCAUCAAGCCCGUCUUGCGCCACAACGCUCAGGUCAUCUACACUCGUGCCACUGGUGACGAGAAG
Messenger RNA from Zychaea mexicana, 252 nucleotides. RefSeq names its product S25 ribosomal protein. NCBI's taxonomy places the organism in Eukaryota, Fungi, Mucoromycota, Mucoromycetes, Mucorales, Lichtheimiaceae. Gene Ontology annotation, cellular component: cytosolic small ribosomal subunit. Gene Ontology annotation, molecular function: structural constituent of ribosome. The annotation marks the transcript as partial. The transcript is spliced from 2 exons. The record is from RefSeq and is a predicted model, not a curated record.